This is a messenger RNA of Neocloeon triangulifer, 1459 nucleotides long. RefSeq lists its product as uncharacterized. Bases 101 to 1420 code for a protein of 439 amino acids. The record is from RefSeq and is a predicted model, not a curated record. The transcript has 2 exons. NCBI's taxonomy places the organism in Eukaryota, Metazoa, Arthropoda, Insecta, Ephemeroptera, Baetidae. Gene Ontology annotation, cellular component: mitochondrion.
UCACCAGAAAGCAAGAACACGUUUUGAUUGUUUCGAGCCGCUGAAAAUUGUAAACAGACAAGGUUGAGGCAUCAAAGUAGUUUUAUUUAGCGCAUUAAAAAUGAAAAUGAGCUUGACCUCAUCACUUAGGCGGCUCUUGGUAACUUAUAGAAGAGCUUCCAGCUUCAGAACGUACCUGAGUGAUGCGUACAGGUGUGAACAAGCAUGGCAAAAUCGUCUGAAGUCGCCUCUGCUGACUCGAUUGAAUCAGGACGAGCUGUACCACAGCAUAGAGCAGAAGCUCAACCAGGAGGACUUCAUCAGCGGCGUGGACGUGGACAUUUUCACCGCCAGUGUACAAGACGAAACCCACCUGGAUGAAGUGGAGGACCUGGUGUUCAAACUGCGCCAGAGUGGCCAGGCCGGCAACCUCUUCCCCUCGACAGGACACAAUUUUGUCCAACUGCUGCACUUUACGGGACGGACCAAUGACCUGCUGCGGAUUCUGCACGAUCGUCUCAAUUACGGAAUUUUCGUUGACUACCAUAUUUCAAAUUUAAUCGUGGACGACUUCCUGAAGGCGGAAAAGUUACCCGAGGCAGCUAAAGUGGCGGUUCUGCAUGGUCUGCAGGAGGACACCGGAAACCACAUCACAAACAAUCUGUCCCUGCUGGCUUGCCUACAAAAUGUCCUCAAGCAGGUCACCUGGGAGUUGGAGUUGCCUCCACCCGAAGAGGAGCCCAAGGAGGAGGUUAAAAUCAGGGUUAAUUUUUUGAGGAACCCCAGUUUCGACGGACACUUUGAUUUGGUCAAGGGUAAUGCUCUGAUGGGCAAGACAAUGGCUAUCUUGGCUCCAGCUCUUAAGGACAAGGUCCUGGCAGGAAGUUUGGAGCUGUUGGGGUGGGCCUUGUUCGAGGAUUGGAAGAAGGUGGAAAAAUCGGCUGGAAGUUUGAAUGGGCCCAUCUUUAGGGAAGCGAUUGACCUGAUCGAGAAACAUAUUUCUGGUUUGGAAAAGGAAAAAGUUCCCGAGGCCACUGUUGCAGUUUUAAAACAAGUGAAAACCAAGGAGGGAAAUCUUUUAGAGCAGAUGGAGGGUUCAGUGAAAGAAGCUGUGACAGAAAAUGAGGCCAAAGAUAUUCAAGAACAGGAAAAGAAAUAUGUCGAGUGGGAAGAGCACAGACAAAGAAUGUUAGCCAAGCAACUGCGAGAAAUUGAAAUCAAGCAGAAAUUGGAGCAAAUCGAAGAGAAGAAGAAGUAUAUGAAGGAGCGAGAGGAGCUUUUGAGCUUCUUCGAGAAAGAGGACCAAUACAAUUUGAUCAUUGAGGAGGCAGAGAAAGAGGAAGGGGAGAGGAAACUGACAGAAAGGACCGUUGCUGUUGUUGAAGAAACCUAUGUACCUCCAGAAGUAGAGAAGAGACAUGUCACCAAAAAGAAAAUUUAGAGCAAAUUUAAUUAAAAGUCAUUAAUUGUAAGUCAAAAG